Messenger RNA from Hippopotamus amphibius kiboko, 828 nucleotides. It is a transcript of the gene MRPL40, whose product is annotated as mitochondrial ribosomal protein L40. The transcript is spliced from 4 exons. NCBI's taxonomy places the organism in Eukaryota, Metazoa, Chordata, Mammalia, Artiodactyla, Hippopotamidae. Gene Ontology annotation, cellular component: mitochondrial ribosome; mitochondrial large ribosomal subunit. The record is from RefSeq and is a predicted model, not a curated record. Bases 105 to 725 code for a protein of 206 amino acids.
CGCGGGGCGGCGCGGCGGCCGGACCCGAGAGCGGCGCACCGCGGCCCGGGCCGCCGGGGUCGUGGGGGGGGCCUCCCGGAAGCGGCCGUGGGCGACCGAGCGGCAUGGCGGCCGCGGCGCUGGGGCCGGCCUGGCGCGCCGUGCGCCCCGCGAGCCGGCUGCUGGGAGCGCUGCCCCCGCGCACGAGCGACGCGCCCCGGCGGGCCUCGCUGCUGGCCUUCUGGGCGCUCGCGCCCAUGAGAGCAGAACCUCCGCGAAAGAAGAAGAAGGUGGACCCUAAGAAAGACCAAGCAGUAAAGGAGCGCUUGAAAAAGAGGAUCCGACGACUGGAAAAGGCGAGCCAGGAGCUAAUUCCCAUUGAGGAUUUCAUCACGCCCGUCAGGUUCCUGAAUAAAGCGAGGGAGCGGCCACCGGUGGAGCUCCCCUUCGAGGAGAGUGAGCGGAGAGCCCUGCUUCUGAAGAAGUGGUCGCUGUACAAGCAGCGCGAGCACGAGAUGGAGAGGGGCACCAUUGGCGCCCUGCUCGAGGCCCAGCGGGAAGCUCUGCAAGAGCUGAAGCUCACAGCCCCGGAACUCCAUGCCGAGGCCACCAAGCGGGACCCCAGUCUGUUUCCCUUUGAGAGACAAGGGCCAGACUACACGCCGCCGAUCGCCAACUACCAGCCCCCGGAAGGCAGGUACCACGACAUCACCAAGGUGUACACACAGGUGGAAUUCAAGAGAUAGAGCUGCAGACAGCUGCCCUCAGGUGCUGCCCUAGGGCGCCCACACCACUGGGCUCUGGCCCACUCAUCACGGGAUCAGGCCUGCUGUGAAUAAACGCAUUUAA